AUGGCGACUCCAAAAAGGAUUCCAUCACUCGGUUGCUACGACACCGCGCUGUGCGUUAUCCCCCCCGCCCAUCUGGGUCGAGAGAUCGACCGUCUGCGCGCAUUGUACGAUGUCAAGGCGUACGGGCGAUGGCCGCCACAUGUCAAUGUCCUCUAUCCGUUCGUCGCAGUCGAGAGUCUGCCUCGAGCAAUGGAGGUAAUCCAGUCGAAAUUCAGAAGCACUGGCUCCGACCAAGCCAUCCAUCUCUGCCUUGACAAACCCGACUACUUUGCUCACAAACGCAGCAAUACCAUCUUCCUUACCGAGGACGACCGCGACAGUGACGCCAGGUCUAGUCGAAAUCUUGUGCAGCUCCGAGAAGACAUUCUAGAAGCGUUCAACCAGCCCAAUGAUGAAUAUCGCCUCCAUCUCUCGAUUGGUCAGACUGACGCACACGAUGUCUCACUGCGCGAGUAUCUGCUGGCCAAAGCAGGCUUGCUGCUUCCAAUUGCCUGGCGAGUCGAAGAGCUCGUCGUUCUCGUCCGGGAAAGGCUGCCAGGUGGUGUCGCGGCGAGUCCGAUGAGAGUCUGGGGAACCAUUUCAUUGACCGGUGACUUCUGCAUCACGAUGGGCAAACCACUCAAUUUGCAGAGAAGUGCUAGCAUUGGGAGUACACUGCCCCAAGAUGAGACAGAUUUAAAAGCUGGCCCACCUUCAUCAAACAAGAAGCCAAAAAGUACACCCAGCAUGUCGGCUGCAGUACAGCCUGGGGUUACCUUUCAAUUCUUCACGACAGAUGGCAUUUGGGCUUCUGUUCAACCGUCUCCCCUGCCGUCAGAGGAACGAGUCACAGCCGGUUCAUUGACAAUAUCCACCUACAACGUCUUUAUCGAUGACAUCGAUCCACCGCCCCGGGAUAGGUAUCCCAUCCUCCUGCGGAACCUGCUCUCCGAGUCUGCAGUGGCAGAUAUGCUGGUCUUGCAGGAAGUGUCCGAUGACUUUUUGUCCUAUCUCCUAAAGCAAGACGGCAUUUGCAGCCGCUAUCCUUUCGCCACACAUGGUCCGCCAGACCAGCCAGGGAUCGGUCCGUUGGCCAGCCUGCGGAAUACCGUCGUGUUGAGUCGCUGGCCCUUUCGCUGGGAAUGGCUGCCAUUUGAGAAGCGCCACAAGGGCACCAUUGUGGUUGUGCUCGACACUGUCGGGACGUACAAAGAUUCGAAAUUUCUCCCGCUCAUCAUCGCUGGUGUCCAUCUCACCCGCGGACUGACUGACAGCGCCAUUGCUGCCAAACAGUCCCAGGUCAGGGCGCUACUCAGACACCUGACCGAGAAGUACCCCGACAACCCAUGGAUUGUCGCCGGCGAUUUCAACAUCACAACAUCGACGUAUACGCUUGACGCAGCGGUGAAGCGAAAAUCCAUAUCCCCCCAGAGUGCAUCGAAGCUUUCUUCUCUGGAUACAAUAUUCUUCGAGACCGGACUGUGUGAUUCGUGGUUUGCCGCCCGAGCCAGCACAAGCGAGACCUCAGGUUCGUAUCAUGGUAGGAUGCAAUUUGAGAACCUGUAUGAAGGCGAAGAAGGCGCCACCUUCGACCCGACGGCGAACCAACUCGCUGCUGAGGUCUCCGGAAGAAGCUAUCAAAGUCGGCCACAGCGGUAUGAUAGAAUAUUUUUCAAGGGCGAUAGUUUCAUCGUGACCAAUUUCAACAUGUUCGGUUUCCCGGGGGGAGACAAUCACAAGCAGAGCGAGGAAGCGCAGGUACGCUGUGGAAGUGACCACUGGGGAAUUCGAGCUUCGCUGGAUCUGGAUCAAAAUCCUAUAGAGGCCCAUACAUCCGUUUCCAUCCAGGUGAAAAAGGCGCCUCCCAACCUCGCAGAUGUCACGCUCUUGAAGGCCUAUCUGGAUGAGCACCAGCAAUUCCCUACAGACGAAGAAGUCAGCAAACGCAGGGAAGUAUUUUCUCUUGUCAAGGAUAUCUUGACGCAGAAACCGCAGUCUCGUGACGCUGCAGAAAGCCGAUCCAGUCUGUCGUUUGUCGUCGUCCCAGUCGGCUCGUAUCGCCUUGGAGUGUGGAACACAUCCUCUGAUAUCGACUGUUUGUGCAUCGGGCAGAUCAGUCCCAAGACGUUCUUUGCACUUGCUACCCCGAAACUGCGGAAGGCGGCCGAUCUGGGUGUACACAUCUCGAGAAAGGUCAAGGCCGCUUCUGGGACCAUGCUGGAGCUGGACGUUCGAGGCAUUCGACUCGAUUUACAUUAUUGUCCUGCUACAAGUGUCGUGGAAAGAUGGCCCCAAGUCCUGGAAUUGCCACCCUCAGAUCCCGCCUUCGACUUGCCGAUUCAGUCAUUGAUCAGACUGAAUUGCCUUAGGGACAUGGACUAUCUGCAACGGACCAUCCCUGACCUCGCUGCCUUCCGUCUGGCAUAUCGAUUCAUCAAGACAUGGGCGAAGCAACGGGGCAUCUACUCCUCCAAGCUCGGCUACUUCGGGGGCAUCCACAUCGCCCUGCUGCUGUCGCGCAUCUGCAAGCUUUCUUUCCGCGAGACGGGGGCCCUCACGGCGUCGGACCUGAUCUGCACAUUUUUCAGUCACUAUGCCCACUUUGACUGGAGGACGCAGAUAGUGUUUGAUCCUUCCUUUUACAAGCAGCCGCCACGGUACUACCGAUCUGCGCGGGAGCCAAUGGUCAUACUGGGGAUUCACGCUCCCAAGGUCAACGUAGCCCACACUGCCUCUCUUCCAUCGGUGAAGACACUGGAGCAGGAGCUGAAGGGGGCAGACAAUCUCCUGUCCAAGGUGGACGUCACCUGGACGGAGCUCGUUGGGACUACGACAGGUGUCGAUGUACCCAGCGGGGCCAGUGAAUUCUUGAAAUCGUACAGCAGCUAUGUGAAGAUCGACGUGCACUACUGGGGCAUGUCCUCUGUCAAGGGCAAAAUGCUUGUUGGCUGGUUGGAGUCGAGAUGUGUCCUGCUUCUUGUUGACAUUAACCGGAAGUUCCCCGAUCUUCAUGCCAGGAUCUGGCCCGCGAGAUUCACGAAUAUGGAGGAGAUCCACGAGGACGCGGGAGAAUACCAGGGGUGCUACCUGGUUGGCCUUGCGAAGGGAGAUACUGCCGGCACGGGAACGAUGAGCGAAUCCGACCAGAGGUCGGCCCACAUCGCAUUGCAGGCGGUCCUCAACGGAUUUGCGGAGCAAAUUCGUGGCGAUGAAGUGUAUUUCGACGCGUCUUCAUCCUGGGUGGAUGUGACGCUUGUCAAGCAGUCCGAUCUGCAGGACCAGCACCUCCGAAUCGAUGAUCGGGAUUGGGGAAACACGUUCGUCGAGGAGGAUUCUGAUACCGAAGACGAGGACGAUCUUGGUGCUGACGGUGAUAUUGAUGCCGUUCGUGACGAUUCCAAGCAGAAAAUCUCACCCUUGCGCCCAAAUGUUCCCAAACCAGCCGGUGCAAGCCGGCUUCGUCCUGCAGGAGACAUCCUCAACCGCCUGCGGUGGGACCCCAACAUCGACAGCAGCGACUACCUGGUCGGAUAUGAAGAUCGCUUCGUGGGUAUCCGCGAGGUAGGGAUCGAUCGGUGGAAGUCUGAGCAGACGGAGGAGGAGUUCAUUCCCCAGCACAGGAUCGUGUAUUUCAAGCGGAAGAGCGAUGGGGCGGUGGUGUGGGAUCGCACGACGAGGAGAGAUGAGAUUUUUGGCAGUGGUGAUCAGGCAGGACAGAACUGA
This is a messenger RNA of Rasamsonia emersonii CBS 393.64, 3702 nucleotides long. RefSeq names its product DUF455 domain protein. The record is from RefSeq and is a predicted model, not a curated record. Gene Ontology annotation, cellular component: nucleus. Bases 1 to 3702 code for a protein of 1233 amino acids. Gene Ontology annotation, molecular function: poly(A) RNA polymerase activity; RNA binding. NCBI's taxonomy places the organism in Eukaryota, Fungi, Ascomycota, Eurotiomycetes, Eurotiales, Trichocomaceae. The transcript is spliced from 3 exons.